AUGGGCUGCUCCUCAGGCCACCUCCCCUUCCACCCGCCACCGCCGCCCGCUCCCACGCCCUCCGACCAGGAGGGGGCGCUGCAGGACGGGGGCCCCAGGGCCCCGGAAGCCUUGUCCACCGUGGAGCGGCUGGCCCAGGCCACGGGGGGCACAGAGAAGUCGUGGUACCGCUGUGUCUUCCCCUUCGGACUCAUCUCGCUGGUGAUCGGCGUGGCCGGCACGGGCGUGACCUUCAGCUUCAACACCAUGCCCCAGACCAAGGUGGUGUCCGUGGUGCUCCUAGGCCUGGGCCUGGCCAUGGUGCUGCUGGCUGUGGCCUGCUGGAGGAUCCACAGGGUGAAGAGGAGGAAGAGGAAGGAGGGAGGCUCCUUCAGCUCAGAGCAGUGCGCCCUGUGAGCAGUGGAGUGGAAAGACAGGGAGACAGGCAGGGAGCACUGGUGGACUGACACUCCUGACUCUGAGUUUGGGCCCUUAUGGAGGGGGGGAGGAUAUGUCACUGCCGCACACACACACACACACACACACACAUACACACACACACACGCAUGCUUGCCUUACUCUUCCUGGAUGGUCUGUGCUUGCUCUCUUUCUGAGGAUUAAAGAUGCUCCUGGGAAUAACUCUUUCCUGAGGGACUCCAGGAUCCAAGCAGAAACGCUGGUCUCCUCCCCCCGCUGGUCCUCACAAUUCCUGGUCCCUUGAAGGAGUGCUUCUGGAGGGGACACAGUGUGGGACACAGAGACUAAAUGAGAGAGGAACUGUCCUUUCUGAUCCAGCGUGACCUAGUAGUGCAUCUGCUGAUACCACCGACGAGGCCUUUUUUAAUUUAACCAUCAUGAGACACGUCUGACAGCUUUGAGUGUUGACAGAGCUGGGAGAUGGAGUGGGCAAGUGGUAGUUCCAGUGUGUGUGUGUGUGUGUGUGUGUGUGUGUGUGUGUGUGUGUUUGUGCAUCUGUGCACGUUAAAGCUUUGUAUGCAUGCAUGUGUGUGUGUUUUUGGGUGUACGUGUGAGAGAGAGAGGACGGCAUGUAUCUCUCUCUCUCCCUCCCUCCCCUGCUAUCUCUCCCCCCUCUCUUUCUCUCUCUCUUUAUCCUGCUCUUCUUCCCUCUCUCCCCCUUUCUCUUCCUCUCGCUCUCCCUCUCACUCAGACUGUUUACGGAAAUGGAGCCAGGGGAACAAAGGGAGAGAAUGUACCUGUCAUUAGAGCGAGCCCACUUCGUUCGCACAUGCGCGUGUACAUGCGUGUGCACGAGCGUGUGUACAUGUGUGUGUGUGAGCGUGUGAGAGGCGGGGAGCGUAGCAUUGGGUGAGAGAGAUGUUUUCUGCUGAAUGACAUUGAAAAUGCUGAUGUCAACAAAGAAAAUUCUCAAUGCAUCUCUUUAUUUGAAUGAGGGACACACAGUCCUCACAAUAUGGCCUGUUGCUCACUGGAGAAAUGUGUGUGUGUGUGUGUGUGUGUGUGUGCUUAGCCUAACCUCGGGGCCAAUAUGUAAUUGCUUUGGAUUCAAAUACUUUUCUAUACUUUACUGAACAUGUCUGGUGCAUUUGAACCUCCAAUGAAAUGCUCUCAAAAAAUGCUACCUUCUGGUCUUUUUGAUUGGUUCAAUAGCACCACGCAAGAUCAAUCAAGCACAGAAUCAAAAUCAAUUUCAUAUUUGACCAAAUUACAUAUUUGUCUGGUAUGCCUGUGUGUGUGGAAGCGUGUGUGUGUGUGUUUGUGAGCGUGUGUGCCUGUGUGUCUGUAUGUGUGUAAACGUGUGUGCCUGUUCGUGUGUGCAUGUGCUGGUGUGUGCGCGUGCGCGCCAGUGUAUGUGUGUGUGCACGUGUGUGUGUGUGUGUGUGUCUGUGCCGGUGUGUGUGUGUGUCCAAGCAUGAGGUCUUUUGUGGUACAGCC
Molecule: messenger RNA, 1893 nt
Organism: Conger conger (European conger)
Lineage: Eukaryota; Metazoa; Chordata; Actinopteri; Anguilliformes; Congridae
Product: transmembrane protein 100-like
Exons: 1
Coding region: 1-396 (131 amino acids)
Biological process (GO): cellular response to BMP stimulus
Source: RefSeq, a predicted model, not a curated record